AUGUUGGGCUCAUCAUCGAUCUUCGGAUCAUCACCAAAGAGAAAGAGAGAAGAAAAUGUGGUAGAGCAACAACAACAAGAACAAGAUGCUGGCUCAUCAGCAUCACAACAAGUGGUUGAUUCUAUUUCUGCUGGCUUGGAUGAAGAAUCUUUGCAAAUUGUUGAAUAUUUCGAGAAGAGAGAUGCUGAUCAACAAAAGUUAAUUGAUGAAUUGACGAGGGAGAUGGAAGAGUUGAAUUUGGAAAAAUCGAUGGAAACUUUUAUGAGUAAAUUGAUGGGUAAAUUGGUAUUGGAUGAAUCCGAUGAUAAGAAAGCUUCUGCUGUUGCUGCUGUAGUGGAUGACAAGAGAUUAAAGCAAAUCAAGCGUAUGCAAGCUGAUGAAAAUAUUGUGUUAAAAGUUGGUGGUAGAUUAUUCUAUUCUACAAUCAAGACACUUUCCGGAGAGGGACUUAUUCUCGAGAAUUCAUCAGAAAAGCAACAAAAUGAUCAACCAGCUGAUCUUGACAAGAAGAGUGACAAUUUAUUCAAAGUCAUGUUUUCUUCUACUUUUUCAAUUCAAUAUGUAACUACUGAAAAUGGUAUCAAAGCAAUUAAUUUUGAAGAUAGAAAUCCAGAUAACUUUGAAUAUAUACUUGAACAUUUGAGAGCGAAUGGACGAGUUAAAUGUUUAGGCUUGGAAGAAUUGAGUUUUGAAAAGUUAACAGGUAUCCAAGAGGAAUCUCAAUUUUUCCUCACUGACAAAUUAACAAACUAUAUUGACAAGCUUUUGUUAAAGAAACAAGAAAACCUUAUUGCGGAAAGUAUGAUAUCUGUACCACAAUCCUCUACUGCUAUUUCCCAAUCUGCUAAAUCCACUAUUGAUGCACCAAUUCCAAUUAAAACCAGUUUACCAGUUGAGUGGUUGGAACAAUUCAAAAAGUUUGACCUAUCCAACAAGGAAAGAAUGUUCGAAUUAAUUGAUACUACCAAAGCUCAAAUUAAUUUAACAAAGCAACAAAUCAUUGACUUUUCCAACUCCCUCAGAGAUAAAUUGGUGCAGUUUAUGGAUGGUGGUGAAAACAAUGAAAGUGAUUUGAACAUCAAGUUGGAUGUUUCAGGUACUUGUUUUAACAUUCCAUUCAAAAUUUUCAAGGUACACAAAGAAUUUAUUGUGUACGACUUUAUCCUUUCUGAAAACUUUGCAUUAACUUCAAAGGGAACAAUUUUUAUUGAUAGAAAUCCAGAACUAUUCCAAAUUAUCUAUAGUUAUCUCAUCAGUGGAAAUUUCAACAAUUUCCCUUUAUUGACACCAUCCAAUAAGAAGCGUUUGAAACACGAGGCUCAAUUCUAUAGACUUAACAAGUUUAUCAAUGAAUAUUUUGACGAAUGUAGAUACCCUGUUGAAACUAUUGGUACUGAAAAUAUCAAGAUUAAAGAGCAAGAAGACUAUCUAAGAGAGUUAUUCGUUAAGGAUAGAAGUAAUCCAAUAUUGGAAGAUAAGUAUUUGUUGUUGGCACCUAUUUUUGCCCUGAGACAUCAAAUUGAUGGAUUAGCCAAAGACAAGUACAAAAUUCCUAACUGUCCAAAAUUACUUAACUUUUGUGAAGCACCAAGCUAUUCAAGAUAUGUCUCAGAGCCUGUUAUGGUUAAAUCCCUUGAAUAUUUCAAAUCUUCAUGGAAGUUUGCUACAUCUGGUUUAUUAGAAGGUCUUGAUUGGAAUAAUGUAUUUGCUGCAGGUGGUAUGGUUCUUGGUUGUUUAUUAGAGGGAAAUAAUGCUAAAUCUUACAAAAAAUUUAUUUCUACAAGGUAUGGUAACCAAAAUGAUAAAUCGAAGCCAACUCUCAGAGAAAAGCAAGACAGUGACGAUGAGGAAGAAGGUUUUGAAGAACCAACUGUUGCUCAAGUCACUCAAACAAUUAAAGACACCAUUGAGACACCCUCCUCAAGUGAAUAUAUGAAAUUACCGUACAAUUAUCAAUAUUCAGACUACCAGUUUAAUCAACUCAGAAAUAGGAGCACAAUGCCAACAACCUAUCAACAUCAACAACAUACAAGUUUGUAUGGAACUCAAAGUAUUUUUGGUGCAGUUCAACAAACACCAGCAGCCUUUAGUAUUUCAAGUCUUUUGUCAAGUAGCACCACAUUGCCUCCAAUGACAAUGGGAAUGCCACUUGCAAUGACUAUGCCUACUGCUACAUAUCCAAUGCCUACUUUGGGAAUGACUAUGCCUACUGCCACACCUCCAAUGACAAUAGGAAUGCCACUUACAAUGACUAUGCCUACUGCAACACCCUCCUCCUCCCUCUUUGGUUCUACAGUUGACUCUCCAUCAGCUCCUUUAUCUACUCCUCCAACUGAAUUCCAAGAUUCAGAUAUCGAUCUUUUCCUGUAUGCAUUGACUCCUGAACAAGCUGAAGACAAACUCCGUCAUAUCUAUCAAGUUAUUAAGAAUAAUUCUGGAAAGGAUAUUCUUGUUGUAAGAACUCAAUUUACUGUAACAUUCUACGCCCAAAAAAUUAUUCAAGUUGUUUUAAGGUUGUACAAAUCUCCAGCUGAAAUAUUAUUAGGUUUUGAUAUUUGUGCUGCUUGUGUGGGUUAUGAUGGUUCUCAAGUAUGGUCGAAUGCUAGAGCAAGAAGAGCUUUAGCACAACAAACCAAUCUCAUAGAUCCAGACAGAAUGUCCACUUCUUAUGAAGCCAGACUUUACAAGUAUGCUCGUCGUGGAUUCUCAGUCUCUGUUCCUGGUUAUGAUCCUGGAAAAAUCAAAAAUCACUUCCUAAUGUUCCCUAGAACAUACAGAUCACAACAUAUUGACGUUCAUGGUCUGGCAAAAAUAUUACUGAUGGAUUACGCUAACAAAUCACCAAAAACAUCUUACAUCCUCUCUGAAUUUGAGCGUAAUAAGGCAUUGGAAAAACAAAUUGCAAGAGAAAGGUUAUUGAAAUAUUUCGACAAGGAUUUCAAAUCAGACUAUGAUGACAUUCCAGUGUAUCGUUUAUCUAACAUCUUUUUUGGAAACGAAAAUCAAGGACAAUAUUUAUUUCAAAGGUUCUCCAGAAGGGUUGAAUUGUUCCAAAAAAUUUCCAAAAUUCCAAACUGGAAACCAUACUAUAUAUUUGCUUUAAAUGAUGUUGAAACAAUUAUUAAUGAUACAUCCAACUCUUCUAAUUUAAGUGAAAAGAUUCAAUGGAUACAAAUCAACCCAGGUUCCCAAAAAAUUGGAAGUUUCAAACCUGUAAUGUCAAACUUUUAUAGUGACGCCUAUAAUUAUGCUACUACUUUACAGCCAAAUAAGACAAGAAAAAAGAGAGUGGGUAAACAAACAUACACAGCCAUCUGGAGUUGGGAAAAGAAUAUUUCAGCACAUACCUAUGAAAACUAUAGUAUGCUUAUUUCUAACAAGAUUGAAUUAGCCUAUAGAAAGUAUUGUGAUUCCACAAGCUACCUAACAUCCUCAACCGCUCCAACAACAGUACCAAUUAUGGAUAAUUAUCAUAUUGACUUUACAUGCAUGCAACAAAUUAAUAGUUCUGAUCCAACCAGAAGAAGAAAAGUCCAAAGACAAGCUCCAAUUACUUAUACCUCAACUUUUGAGGAUGUGCCUGUCAGAGAACUUUCAAGCAAAACUUAUUAUUAAGUUAGUUUUUCACACACAGCAAUAAACCAUCUCCAAAUUGCAUCAUUGU
Molecule: messenger RNA, 3664 nt
Organism: Naegleria gruberi
Lineage: Eukaryota; Heterolobosea; Eutetramitea; Acrasida; Naegleriidae
Exons: 3
Coding region: 1-3615 (1204 amino acids)
Biological process (GO): protein homooligomerization
Molecular function (GO): protein binding
Source: RefSeq, a predicted model, not a curated record